AUGAAUAGUAAUUGCCUUAGACUUGCCAUAGACUUUAUCCUCAUGAGUGGAACCACAAAUGCAAAGGCUGACACUAUUCACGUGAAUAGUGGCAACCAUUGCUUUAAACUUAGCCCUUGUGGGUGGAAGUGCUCUUAUAAGGGGUUGGGUCCAUAUCUCGUCAUUGAUGACGUGGGUAGAGAGCCUCAGAGAUGGAAAGGUGAAAAGGUUGGGAAGUUUCCCUGGUGGAGCUUGAGAUAA
Molecule: messenger RNA, 240 nt
Organism: Prunus armeniaca (apricot)
Lineage: Eukaryota; Viridiplantae; Streptophyta; Magnoliopsida; Rosales; Rosaceae
Source: the annotation of a GenBank genome assembly